AAAAAAAAAAGAAGAAAUAACGUAGGGUGUUAUAAGAAGGAUAAAAGAAAUUUAAACUAUAGGACAAUUGGAUAUUCCGAAGUGAUAUUUUCUAAAGAAUUUUGCCACACGGAAAUCUCGAUUAUAGAGCAAAGCGGAUGAAUAAAUAUCGUACGAGUUUAUGCUCUUAUUGCGCGAUCGCCUUUAAGGUUACGACCUAGGAUAUGUAAUAUUGAGUGGGAAGGGGUGGGGAGAAAGAGCGAGCGAGCGAACGAGUAAGAAUCAGGGCGGGGGUAAGCAGCGCGUCAUUUCGUGCUAGGACGCCGGCCUGUGUAGAUUUUCUGUGUGUCAAGCUUUCUUUCCGCGAGUUUCUUUUUUUUUUUCUUUCUCUUUCUCUUGUAAUAAAUCUUUAACAACGAAAAAUCAUGUCGGUUGUAUAUAAAAAUACAAUGAAAGCUCUUGGGAAAUAUGUGCCUGAAAAACUUCAACCAUUUUGGAAUCAUCCAGCCGCUGCCUUCAAGCUGUCGUUCAAGCUGCCUUCGAUAAUAAGUAUCCAUGGGAUUUGUGCUUUCAGGACCACAGACCAUAUUUUUCUGGGCACCAGCUGUAAAAUGGGGACUUGUGAUAGCAGGUUUAGGCGACUUACAAAGGCCAGCCGAUAAAAUUUCUAUUGGACAGUCUUCUUCAUUGGCCGUUACUGGAGUCAUUUGGACGAGAUAUUCUUUGGCGAUCACACCAAAAAAUUGGAGUCUUUUCAGCGUGAACUUUUUUGUCGCAUGUACAGCACUUUAUCAAAUUUCUAGAGCGAUAAAAUAUCAACGAGAACAAGCAGCUUUAAACAGUCAAUCAUCAAAAAGCAGCUAGUAAUAAUUAUCGCGAAAUUGCAUUCCUAGAAAAAGAAGAUAUGGCGAGUGUUGGAUGAAAACGAUUUUUAAGGCGAAAAGAAGAAAAAAAAAAAAAAAGAAAAAAGAAGUAAGAAGAAAGAAGAAUUAGCAUUACGUACGUUGACGUACAAAUGCUCGUUGUACAGAUUCGAAGUUCAAACGAACAUCGAUGAAAAUUUCGUACGAAUAUUUAGAACGAUAUUAAAUUUCACAUUACGUCGUCAAUGCUUUUUGUUUAUUCAACAAAAGCAUACAGAAAAGACGCGAUGAUUUAUCAAUAAUUAAACAUAUAAAUAUUCAUAUACAUAUAAAUAUAUACAUAUAUAUAUAUAUAUAUAUAUAUAUAUAUAUAUAUAUAUAUACAUAUAAUAUAUACCGAAUGCAUGCAGUGCAUGCAGAUGAAUGGUACAAAUCGGACCAUGUAGACUUAUCGACGCGUCGACCACUGUAGGAAGUUGUAACAUAAAUUACAUAAUAUGAGAACAAGUGUCUACGUUUCUAACUGUAAUGUCGUAUGUAAAAGAUGCCACAAAAUUAUUUAAUAACCGAUCAUAUACUAUAUAUUGGUUAUACAUCGGAAAUUGUUACAAAUAGCAUAAGUACAAACGGGAAACCCGAUGAACUUAAUAAAAACAACAUUCGUUCAUCGUGAUAUAAUUUACAUUUAAUCGCUAUAUUAUAUCUAUAUUAUUGACUUGCAUUCCCGCAUUAUUAUUGAUAAUAUCGUGCAUCAUCUUAUUGUAAAUAUAUUUAUCUUCCUACGAGCUCCUACUCUACCUCCGAAACUACGAUUUAAGGAUUUUAAUUAUGACGAAUAUAUUUGACAUCAACGUCGGCUAAUUCGAAAAUAUUGUAAUAGAUGUGUACAAAUUCUAUACUUUUAAUCGACAUUGUUGUAAUUGAUUCUUGAAGAUUGUUGAAAUAAAGUACGGGUAAAGAAGAAAUCCGA
This is a messenger RNA of Vespa mandarinia (Asian giant hornet), 1812 nucleotides long. Its product is annotated as mitochondrial pyruvate carrier 2. Gene Ontology annotation, biological process: pyruvate import into mitochondria. Gene Ontology annotation, cellular component: mitochondrial inner membrane. NCBI's taxonomy places the organism in Eukaryota, Metazoa, Arthropoda, Insecta, Hymenoptera, Vespidae. The record is from RefSeq and is a predicted model, not a curated record.